AUGUGCCGGCCACCCAGCAUGGCUGGGCUGCACCACCCCUGGAGCCGGAAAUUGUUGGGCCCGUCUGUAGGGGAUCAAGACCCUCGUGGGGUAGCCGGAUCGAUUCCUCUAAUUCCUAUACGGAUGUUGUAUGUUCUCAGCCGGAGAUUUCGGCGUCUUUGCUCGAAGAUACGGCAGCUGAUAUGGCGUCGUCCUAGGCCUAAACUUGUAAUCAGAAGGCUUGUGAAUCUGAAUUCAAAAGGACAGAGUAGAGAAAGAUCAGCAACCCAUAAGGAUAUUGGCAAAAUAAAUGGUACCUCUUUACAGACUUUACAGAGGCCUAUUCGACUUGCAACUUUCAAUGCUGCCUUAUUCUCCCUUGCACCUGCUAUUCCUAAGGCUGAGAAAUCAGUUGUUUUCAGUCAUGAAGAGGACUGUUUGACAUUUGGGAAUCAGUUGAAGUCUGUGAAUGGCCGUCCCAAGGGUAUACUCAAACAAUCUCCACUUCACCCAAUGAUCAAUGGUUCUGAAGGUGAGAACAAACUCACUAAACCAAGAGCAAAAGUCUCAAUAAAUCUUCCUGAGAAUGAGAUAUCAUUAUCUCAGAAUAAGGUUAUUAACGUUGUUGAGGAAUCAUCAACAAAUUUUAGUUUCAACAGCCUGGCUCCUGUGAGGUCUCCCAUAUGCUUCCCUGCGAGCAUGGCAAACUGGAUCAAAGAUGCGAGUUUGUAUGGAAGUCGAACCAUAUUUGAUGUGCUUAAAGAAGUGGAUGCUGAUAUUUUGGCUUUACAAGAUGUGAAGGCCGAGGAAGAAAAUGAUAUGAAGCCGUUAUCUGAUUUGGCUCGUGCACUGGGGAUGAAUUAUGUGUUUGCUGAGAGCUGGGCUCCUGAGUAUGGAAAUGCUGUUCUUUCAAAAUGGCCUAUUAAGAAGUGGAAGGUUCAAAAAAUCUAUGAUGAUAAAGAUUUCAGGAAUGUGAUAAAAGCUACAAUCAAUAGGUGGACUGACAUUGUAAAUUAUUACGCAGAUUUAGGAAAGCCAACGCCAAAAGUUGAAGUGACGAAAUUCUUGAAGGAAAAUGAGUAUACCGAUGCUAAAGAUUUUCCAGGGGAAUGUGAACCAGUGGUUAUGAUAGCGAAAGGCCAAAAUGUACAGGGAACAUGCAAGUAUGGAACUCGAGUUGAUUACAUUUUGGGUUCACGGGGCCUGCCCUACACGUUCGUGCCUGGAUCCUACUCAGUAAUUUCAUCGAAAGGCACUUCUGAUCAUCAUAUAGUUAAAGUAGAUAUACGUUGUGCCCCAACCCGAGUCCCCAUGUCUGAGCCAAUAGCGCUUUUACACGCUGAACUCCAACCUAUUAUCAUAUUCAGUCGGAAGAGUUUAGGUAAUACUUUUGGUAGACAGGGCAUCCCGGUCAGCACCGGUUUUGUUUGGCGCUCGACUGAAAAAAGGGCAGGAUGGAUGGAAAGAAGUCAAUUUAAAGCACCAAUUCUACCCACCUCUAUGAAUUCUAACCCAAACCAGCCAUGA
This is a messenger RNA of Fraxinus pennsylvanica, 1506 nucleotides long. NCBI's taxonomy places the organism in Eukaryota, Viridiplantae, Streptophyta, Magnoliopsida, Lamiales, Oleaceae. The record is from the annotation of a GenBank genome assembly.